Messenger RNA from Eremothecium sinecaudum, 1710 nucleotides. It is a transcript of the gene CHS5, whose product is annotated as Chs5p. The transcript has a single exon. Gene Ontology annotation, biological process: conjugation with cellular fusion; Golgi to plasma membrane transport. The coding region runs from base 1 to 1710 and encodes 569 amino acids. Gene Ontology annotation, molecular function: protein dimerization activity. The record is from RefSeq and is a predicted model, not a curated record. Lineage: Eukaryota; Fungi; Ascomycota; Saccharomycetes; Saccharomycetales; Saccharomycetaceae. Gene Ontology annotation, cellular component: trans-Golgi network; exomer complex.
AUGUCAAUUGAAGUACCUUUAACAAUAGGUAAGUUAGAUGCGUCAGUUACGCUGCUAACUACACCAAGUAAUCAUGUGAUCGAGUUUCCAACCAUAUUGCUUCCUGAAAACGUUAAAGCGGGAUCUAUUGUCCUUUUAAAGUUAACCGAAGACUUUGAGAAAGAAAAGGAGGAACGUGCUAAAUUUUCCAAGAUUCAAGAUGAAAUUCUGGAGAAAUAUGGUUCUCUAGAGCCUAAAGCGCCUAAGUUGAAUUUGGUUAAUGUAACGCAGACAAGUUGCGUGUUAGAAUGGGACCAAUUGAAUGUUGGUUCGUCACAACUAUCGUCUCUGAUUUUGUAUAAACAGGGUGUUCGAGCUUUAACAAUUCCCAAUGCUUUGCAUUCGACUUCAACCAAAGUUUCUGGUCUUUCAAUCGACACCAUGUAUGAAUUUCAAUUAAGGAUGUUUACUACAUCAGGGUUGUUUUGUUCGAAUAAAUUAAAAGUUCACACGCAUAAAAUGACUGAUAUGUCCGGUAUCACUGUAUGCCUAGGACCGCUAGAUAGUUCUAGUGGGAUUACUCAAGAACACAUUGAAAGCAGCAUGAAGGCAAUUGGCGCGAAGCCUUUACAGAAGCAAGUUUCAUUAGACACGACUCAUUUUAUUUGUAAUAUCCAGCAAAGUGAUGAUAAAGAGUUGGAAAAGGCCAAAAAUAGUAAUAUACCGGUUGUUAGACCAGAAUGGAUCAGAGCUUGUGAACUUGAAAAGAGAAUGGUAGGCGUCAGAGGCUUCUACUUAGACGUGGAUCCUUCAACCUUAGAUAGCUAUAAGUUUGGAAGCUCGGCUGACGCUAAUAAAGAGCUACCUAAAGUUGCUCUAGCUGAUGAGCAGGAAGGUGAGGACAAUGUUCAUGUCAAUGGCGAUACAGAGAACAAUUCUCACGCCGAGGUACCACAAGCAAACGGAGUGCCAAGUUUCAAUGGGAAGGUACCGGAAGUGGAAGAUAGCACUGAACUAGCAGCUGAACCAUCUUCCCCGGAUAUUGAUGGGACUGAUAAAAACGAAAAGGAACCAGCGGUUAGUCCAGACUUGCGUGUUUCAAUGGAGCAAAUAGAGUUAAACGAAAAGCUGGUGGAUGAAUCUAAAAAUCUACACUCUCAAGCUAUCGCUUCUAGGUCAGUAGACCUUUCAUCAGAACACAUAGAACUCGGUGGUCCAGUUGAGCUUGAUGAUCUGAAGGAGGUUGAUAUUAGUGAUGAGCCACUUCCUGCUGUGAAUCAAGAGCAAGAAGUAAACGACAAACCAGAACAAAAAAUAGAGCAUCCAACCACCAAAGACCAAGAUGUAUCUCCAUCUUCCCAAGGACUUGCUCAUUCUGCUGUGCGAGUCGACACAAUUGACCUCAAAUCGGCUCCAAAAGAUGAAACAGAACAAAUAGCUGAUCAAACAUCCAUCAAGCCAGACAAUGCAUCUAUAUCCUCUGAAAUAUCUAUUCACUCAACUGGAGAGCAAGCAUCCUUUGGAAUUGGAAUUGCAAAGAGUUCUGAGCAAAGCCUAAAUGAUAGCAAUUCUGAUAUUGAAGAUACACAGGACCUAACUAGCCAAAUUAAGAGCGACACAGUUCCAGUGGACGAAACUGAAGAACCUGAUUCUGAUGCUGCCGCACCACAAUCCCAAAAGGGAACCAAUUCGAAGAAGAAGAAGAACAAAAAGAGAAAAGGUAAGAAGUAG